GCUGCUGGAAUAUUAUGAGAAUUUCAACGGCUAUUUUGGAUGAACUCCAGAGCCGGUGUUACGUAACGUGCUGUUUGCAGCCAUUGAGCAAAAAACAUUUCAUGAGGAACGUAUUAUGAGCUCAGCAGCAGCAGCAGCGUUGCGGCGUUUCCAAGCGGCACGACAUCACUUUUGUCGUCUUGAUAAUGUGCUUGACACCAAACAGGGAGGUGGCGCCGACGCCCGGGGACAUCUGCGGUGGGUGAGCAAGCACAGCCAAAAAAAUCCCACAAGAUGCUUCGGCUUGGCCCGGCGCGGGGCCGGCUUGGCACAGGAACUGAUGGAAAAAGUCUUCAGCCUCUCGCGCACCCCGCAGACUGACAGACAGACGUGGAAGUUCAACAGCAUCCGGCCUCUUCUCUAAACCACGUCAUCUUGAAAGCGGAGCAUGAAAGACUGAACUAGGGUGCUUCACGUCCUGUCACAUGAUAGCAGCCAAGCCAAACGAGCAGGCAGGUUGGGGUGGAGCUUACUGAUGCUGCAAUUAAGGACCGCACUGUCUGGGCGAGCUAACAAGAAUGAAUAUUUCAGUCCACGGAUCUCCAUGUGUGGGAGGCCAAAUCUCUCCGAAUGCGAGCGCAUGUCAAUCACCGGGCCCCUCAUGUGAUGGCUCUUGCCGGUGACGUGCAGCCAUAUGGGCGCUGGCAUCGCAGCCUUAUAGCUGGGACGCACGCUUUCUUUCGGGGAAGGGGGGGGAAGAGACGCCAGUGAAGGAAGAGCCAGAGCUCCGCUCGCACCUGCACGCCGACACGGAGCGACGCUUCGGUCCUCCCUGAAGAUGGUCUAAAAACGGUUGUUGUUUUUUUUUUCCUAUCCUGUUUUGGUACUCCCCCCCACCCCCUUUCCUUCCUCCUCCCUUCUCGUCACCCAUCCCGCGAGAAGACCUCGAGCCCAGAGCCCCCCCAAAAAUGUUGACGAGGCUUUUCAGCGACCCCUCGCUGCUCCCCGACGUGCAGAAAUACUCGGGCUGGGCCGAGGACAGCGACGGCGACGACGGCAAGCUGAAAGACGACGAAGCAGACCCGGACGCCCACGAGGACGACAUGGACGAUCUGAGGGGAGACAGCCGGACGCACUCGGAGCACGCCGGUGAGGACGACGAGGACGACGAGGCAGAGGACGACGACGACGGCGAGGACACGGAGGGGGAGCGCCCCAAGAAGCGGGGCCCCAAGAAGCGAAAGAUGACGCAGGCCCGCAUCGAGCGCUCCAAGAUGCGGCGCAUCAAGGCCAACGCCCGGGAGCGGACCCGCAUGCACGACCUGAACUCGGCGCUGGAUAACCUACGGAAGGUGGUGCCGUGCUACUCCAAGACGCAGAAACUGUCCAAAAUCGAGACGCUGCGCCUGGCCAAGAACUACAUCUGGGCCCUGUCGGAGAUAUUGCGCUCGGGGAAGCGUCCAGACCUGGUGUCCUACGUGCAGACCCUGUGCAAGGGUCUCUCCCAGCCCACCACCAACCUGGUGGCCGGCUGCCUGCAGCUCAACUCCCGCAACUUCCUCACAGAGCAGCCGUGCCCCGACGGCGCCCGCUACGGCUCGGGUUCCUUCUCCAUGCACUCGUACCCCUACCAGUGCGCCCGCCUGUCCAGCCCCCACUGCCGCCAGGGCUCGAACUCGCACCCGCUGGGCUCGCACGGCUACUGCCCGGCCUACGACUCGGUGUACGGCGGCAGCGGCUCCCCGGAGUACAACAGCCCCGAGUACGAGGGGCCCAUCAGCCCGCCGCCCCUGUGUAUCAACGGCAACUUUUCCGUCAAGCACCAGGGCUCGGCAUCCCCCGACAACGACAAGGCGUACCACUACUCUAUGCAUUACUCCGGCCUGCCCGGAUCCAGGCCCGGCGCCGCCCACAACCUGGUGUUUGGCUCCUCCGGGGCCCGGAGCGGCAUUCACUCGGAAAACGUCCUGCCUUACCACGACAUGCACUUACAUCACGAGCGGGCCCCCGGCUACGAAGAACUCAACGCCUUUUUCCACAACUAGAAGGAGGCGUGGCGUGGCGUGGCGUGGCGUGGCGUGGCGUGGCGUGGCGCGGCACGGCGCCUUGCUAUCCACAAUCUGACCACUCGAGUUCUUUCUUUUUAUGGGAUAAAGAUGUGAGUGCUUUUCUUUGACUUCCUCCAGCAUUCCCUUCUUGUUGUUUGCAAUCGUCAGGGAAACGACGGCGGGGAGGCGACGCACACGAAACACAAUGUAACUAAUUGACACCACAGAGAGAUUUUCAAGUAUUCAUGGUAUUUUUUCAUUAUUAUUAUUUAUUUGAAAGAUGUACUUUGUAUUUGUGUUGGUGCCUAUUUGCAGUUUUUUUUGACUCCCAAAAAAAAAAGAAGAAAUGAACCUACAUUGUGUUUUUUUUUUUAUUGUUUUUAAAAUAAAUUUAAGAAGGGAACAAAAUAGAGAUAAAUGAGGCUACUUGAGCUGUUCUUUUUUAUUUUGUUGUUGUUUGGCAUCUAUGCAAAAGCAGAUGUGACCACACACACACUUUUAAAAAGUAUACUUUUUUUUGGUUAUUUAUUAUCACUCCUUUAAGUGAACCAUUGCACUGUUUUAUUUAUUUGUGUUAUUUUACAUUUUAAUUUAUUGAUUUAUUUAUUAUUGCUGCACGUCUAUUUAUUAUUAUGUGGUUUUUCUGUAAUUAAUGUGAAUAGUUAAUGGACAUGAAGGGAUCCCAUGUGCUUAUUUAUUCAUUUUCCAUCCAGUCUUUCAACUUUGUAUUCAAUCAACUGUGUGGUUAAAAAAAAUGUAAUAAAAUGACAA
This is a messenger RNA of Doryrhamphus excisus (bluestripe pipefish), 2798 nucleotides long. The record is from RefSeq and is a predicted model, not a curated record. Lineage: Eukaryota; Metazoa; Chordata; Actinopteri; Syngnathiformes; Syngnathidae.